AUGCAAACGAUGCUGGUGUUGGCGGCGGCGCUUUUCGCCUUGUCUUCGGCUUACUCGACGACGAUGUCGAUGAGCAACAUGCAGAACGGAAAUUGCCGUAUUAUGAAUGGUAUGUUGUACGAUGGAUCAUCGACUCGACAACUCACAUCGUCAGAGACACAGCAAGUUCAGAACUACAUGAAUAUGAUGGGCGGCAGCCAGAGUGGCUACAACUCUGGCUAUGGCAGCACUGGAUACAACACUGGAUACGGCAGCUCAGGCUAUGGAAGCUCUGGAUCGAAUAUGGGAUACGGUAGCAGCAGCAUGUAUGGAACGGGAUACGGUACCGGAUCCGGAUACAACAGCAAUCAAUAUAACCCAAGCGGGUACACUGGAUCGACGGCGAACGGUUACAACACGAACGGCUACUACAAUCCGAGCAGCAGCAGCAGUGGCAUGGGCUACAACAGCAACGGAAUGAUGUACAGCAACACCUAUGGAAACAAUAUGGGUUCCUCAAUGGCCAAUAUGCCUUGCUUGUGUCGACAAGCCACCUGUGCCAGCAAC
Mesorhabditis belari is the source of this 546-nucleotide messenger RNA. NCBI's taxonomy places the organism in Eukaryota, Metazoa, Nematoda, Chromadorea, Rhabditida, Rhabditidae. The record is from the annotation of a GenBank genome assembly.